AUGACGAGCCGUCUGCUCCACCAACCCGCCGUUGAUUUCGCGAAGACCGCCCUCGUCGGCCAAUCCAAAUGGAUCCGGCUGGAAACUUUGACCUACUCAGACCAGACGGGCCGGGAGCGGAAAUGGGACAGAGUGGUGAGAACCACGAAACCCAGCCCGACUUCUGCAGCUGGAGGAGAGGACAAUGUUGCAGCAGCAGCAAGAAAAAAUGAUUCAUCCAGCAUCGAUGCCGUGGCGAUUUUUGCAACUUUACGGAAUUACCAGACUGGCACAACUUCUUCACCGACAGAAAUACUAAAUCCAGAAAACAAGGAGAAAAUCCUUCUAGUGAAGCAGUUUCGGCCCGCAGUGAACGCUUUUACCUUGGAACUCCCGGCGGGCUUGGUGGACCAUCAUAGAAAUGAAACGGUGACAGAAGCCGCGUUGCGGGAACUAAAGGAAGAGACGGGGUACGUUGGGAAGGUGAUUACGAAUACAAGUUCUGGCAGUACGGCUGUCCCGGAGCAGGAUGUGCCACAAGUAGCAGCAGCUAGUGGUCCACCAAGCACAGCCGGGUCGUGGGAACAAGACGAGGGAACUGAAUCAACGUCAAGAACAACUCCGCCGAUUUUAUUGAAAAAGCUUCCUCUCUCUCCGGGCAUCACGGACGAGUAUCCUGUGUAAAAACGUUCCCUCCACACCAAAGUUGUCAUGCAAAUGCGCAAUAACAGGAAUCGAUUUGUAAUGCGCAUCUCCUUGAGAGGCAUUUCCAGUCGUGUUUUGGAAUUUGUAAUGCUGCAAACAGCAUGAGUAAAUGGCUUUCUCAUGCGGCUUUCCUUGCUACCCACCACUACACUGCAGAUGGAAACUUGGGAUGCAGAACUCCCAAAACUUGGAGAUUUAUGUUGCAGAGUUCCCAUCUUGACUAUGGUGUGGGGACGUUUUUACGUAGGAUAGCGAGGUAAUUGACUUCAUCGAGGUCGACGUGGACUGCUCGCUACCGGAGUAUGAAUUUGCAAAAGCAUCGCACACGCACUAGUACUAAUCGCAUUACAAAUUUGCUCAGCAUGACAGAUGGAAUUUCUCAUGCUGAUUUACCUUGAAAAAUAGAGAUUUGUCAUGCAUAAAUGCGAUUACUACGAGAACGAUACUUUUGCACAGGAUACGGAGAAUCAAAACGUGAAGCAGGAACUGGACGAGGGAGAAUUCUGCCAAGUUUUAUCCUGUGCAAGAGUAUCGUAUUCGUAGUGCAAUCAUGCAUUACAAAUAUUUUCGUUAAGUCAAAUCCGCAUUACAAAUUUUAUUUUUCAUGCUGAGAAUAAAAUUUGUAAUGCAUUUACACGAGUACGAUACUUUUGCAGUGCAUAAGCUUUUGUCGUGGACAAGUGGAACCUCAUGGCGGAACUGAACCGCCUCGUGGAGGAAUUUCGGAAGCAGAAGGAGGAAGUUCUGAUCUUCUGCUCUUUGUGGACACUAGCUCUGGGGAUGGGAAUGCGAUAGAUCGUAGAAGAAGACCACACAGCGAUAAAUGUUGAACCAAAAGAACGCCAGAAGUAGUCAAUGUCGUGACUUGAAAAAAAUGAUGAGUAUCGUAAACGUGUAAGAAAAAUAGCAGCGCAGUUAUUUUCGUGUGCCGCGAAACAGGACGACGAUGAUCUCUAGGAAGCCGUGCAGGUACGACCUUAGUCGUGCUGCUGGCGAGUAGUUGUACCUCGAGCACAUUAGCGCUUGCCAAGAAGAAGCGCAAAGCGCUUGCCUUUGAUGAGCAAAGGGCAUAGAUCCACCAGCUGCACGAAGAUCUAGCUGUACGCUUAAGUUACUGUCUGUAACUGAAGACUCUUUUCGCAUGAAGAAGAUCUUCCGCUUG
Molecule: messenger RNA, 1846 nt
Organism: Amoebophrya sp. A120
Lineage: Eukaryota; Dinophyceae; Syndiniales; Amoebophryaceae
Source: the annotation of a GenBank genome assembly